Messenger RNA from Lepisosteus oculatus (spotted gar), 3591 nucleotides. RefSeq names its product LUC7-like 3 pre-mRNA splicing factor (gene luc7l3). Gene Ontology annotation, biological process: mRNA splice site recognition. The record is from RefSeq and is a predicted model, not a curated record. Gene Ontology annotation, molecular function: mRNA binding. Gene Ontology annotation, cellular component: U2-type prespliceosome; U1 snRNP. Lineage: Eukaryota; Metazoa; Chordata; Actinopteri; Semionotiformes; Lepisosteidae.
UGGGCUGCUUUUGCAAAAGACAGUUUUCGUCUAUAUUGACAUUAAUCCGAUGCGUCUCUCCCAUGCAAUCGGCUCAUUGUAGGUCAUCCACAGUAGGGGGGCACUAGUCUCUGAUCGGACAGGUCUCUCCUGAGGGAGCGACACUUCUUCACGCGCCGGCGGUGUGUUGUGGGUACGGGCUGCUGGGCUGGCGGCCAUUUUGUUGGUUAAAUCGGAUCACUGCGGGAAGAAACGAGUGAGGGAGAACAGAGGAAGAGAGAGAAGGCAAAAAAAAGAAUAAUUAUCGCAAUAUAAAAAUGCUUUCCGCCGCCCAGUUACUUGACGAGUUAAUGGGCCGAGAUAGAAACUUGGCCCCGGAUGAGAAACGAAGUAACGUUCGCUGGGAUCAUGAGACGGUUUGCAAAUAUUACCUGUGUGGCUUUUGCCCUGCGGAAUUAUUCACAAAUACACGAUCUGACUUGGGUCCUUGUGAAAAAAUCCACGAUGAAAAUCUUAGAAAACAGUAUGAGAAAAGCUCCCGGUUCAUGAAAGAAGGUUAUGAAAGGGACUUCCUCCGUUAUUUACAGAGCUUGCUGGCUGAGGUGGAGCGGAGAAUUCGCAGAGGCCAUGCUAGACUGGCUCUGUCUCAGGCUCAGCAGAAUUCUGGAGCACCAGGACCAUCGGGGAAAAAUGAGGAAAAAAUACAAGUGCUGACGGAGAAAAUAGAAGAACUUGUACUUCAGAUCGAGGAACUGGGCUCAGAGGGGAAAGUGGAAGAGGCCCAGGGGAUGAUGAAACUUGUUGAACAGUUGAAAGACGAACGAGAGCUUUUGCGCUCCACCACCUCUACAAUUGAAAGCUUUGCUGCUCAGGAGAAGCAGAUGGAGGUGUGUGAGGUGUGUGGGGCAUUUCUCAUCGUGGGUGAUGCCCAGUCCAGAGUGGAUGAUCACCUCAUGGGAAAGCAGCACAUGGGCUAUGCUAAAAUCAAAUCUACUGUUGAAGAGCUUAAGGAAAAGCUCCGGAGGCGAUCGGAAGAUCCUGAGCGUGAUGAUAAAGGACGGAAGGAAAGAGAGGAUCGGGAACGUGAGAGAGAGGAGAGGGAGAAGAGGCGACGAAAGGAGGAGGAAGAGAAAGAGAAGGAACGAGAGAAAGAAAGAGAGAAGGAAAAAGAGAGGGAGCGAGAGAAAGAUCGGGAGAGGGAGAGAGAGAGGGAAAGGGAGAGGGAGAGAGAGAGAGAUCGGGAAAGGCGUCGACGCAGUCACUCACACAGCAGACACUCAAGCAAAGCAUCUGAAAGGAGACGCAGUCGCUCAAGAGAUCGCAAAAGAUCCAGGAGCAAAGACCGGGAGAGAAAGAGGAGCAGGAGCAGGGACAGAGAGCGGCGUCGGAGCAGAGAUCGCUCAGAGAGGAAGCACCGCUCCCGCAGCCGAGAGAGAAGGAGGUCCAGGAGCCCGGAUCGAAAAUCUCACAAGCACAGGAGCAGGAGUAGAGAGAAAGACAGAGAGAGGAGGUCCAAAGACAAAGAUCGAAAAGAUUCGGAUGAGAAGAGGAGUAGCAAGAAGUCCAGCAGUGCUGAAAAGCCAAGUGAAGUUCCCAAGGCAGAGCCUAUGGAGGUGGAGGCUCCAAAGUCAGAGAUUAACGGCACAAGUGAAGACCUACAAUCUGAAGGUGACACUCAGUCCAAUUAAAACUGAUCUGAUAGGACCUCAGAUCAGGCCGAGGUAAGUACAAUCUCUCAACAUGGGCUAGGCCUUUUUUUUUUGUUUUUGAUUUUUUUCGUUUUUGAUCGUGCAGCGUAAGUAUGCACGGAAGAAGAUGGAACUAAACCGAUGAGAAGAAAUAGAAAAAAACAAACCCAGAAGGGAAGGCCAGUGUAGCCCUGCAAAACAUGUUGGAGGUACCUCAUUUUGUAUCGGCUAUGUUAUAACCGUUCAUUAAAGAAAGGGCAUUCCCAAAAUAUAAUACAGAUAAAAUUCUGUGCCUCUACCUGUACUAUAGCUAAACAUAUAUUGUUAAUUCACUCGCACCACUUAACAAGGACACUUGUGCCGGUUAAUUGCAGUACUUCAGAUUUGUUUUUUUUUUCAUUGCUCAAUUACCAUUUAAAAUUCUAGUCCGUUUUUUUUUUCCAAUGACUUCCCGAGGCACAUUUGAAGGAGUUUUGUUUAUGAAUUUUCAGUCUGCUAGUCUUGUAAAUGACAAGGAUGUUUUGCAGUUUUGUGCUUGAUUGCCUUGCAUUCUAAUGCAGUUUGUUCUGAAACUCGAGAGCCGGUAGCAUUGGGAUGAUGGAAGUGUAGGGUUUAUGAAUUAUUGCAGCUGACUUCCAUACCUCACACAGCGUUGGUGUUGUGAGCGACCCAUGAAAAGCCAAAUUAAAAAUCAAGGAUACUGUCAAUCUGUGCAGGUACUCACCCCAGGUACUCCUUUCUCUACCCACAUCAAUGUCUGAAUGCUGUUGCCUGUAAACUUUUUAAGCUUGCUGUUGUGACUUUGUUUCUUAGACUCUAUAAAGGUAUUUUUUGCCUUUGUGUGUACUUGUUAAUUCAUAUUCACCAUACAUUUUUUAACUAUUUGGGAAAGCAGUGAAGCCAACUGGUAGUACGAAUUAAAGACUGAAUGCCAAUGAAAUGAAAAAAGUAGCCAUGACAAUUGAUGCUGUGCUGCUAAAGGUUACUGCAGUUACAAGCUAUAUCUGGCAGUACCCAUGUAUUCCUUGAUAUAGUUUUACAAGUUGUUUUUUAAAUAAAGCUGCUUAAAGACCUUGAAUUGGUGGGGUAGGGUAAUAAGAUAUAAUAAUCUAUUUUUAAUUGAAGUACAUCUCCUCCUAGACACUGUGCUGGUAUUUCAGGUGCUUGAAAGCCCAAAUGUUAAGGAGUUUGUGUGUCUGUUUUUGACUGCCAGUUAUAAAAAAAAUGGACAAUUUAAAUGGUAGUGGUUUGGGGAGGGCAUGGUUGUUUCUCAGUUAUGGGAACACCAGCUGUCCUUAUAUGCUUUGACUGUAUAUCUGCAGCCUUUUUCCUGUUUCCUAAUUGUGUGGUUUCUAAAUAUUUGUGCAUAUCAGGAACAUCUGAGAAGCCUGGGAGGAAGACCUGAAGACUACCUGUCCUGAACUUGCGAUACUGCUGCUUAAAACAAGGUGAACGAGAGCUGUAGUGGCCUAGAAACAAAUCAAACAAAAAUGUAACUAGGAUUCAAUUGCUGUUUUUAAAGCUCAUUUUCAGGACUGGUCACAAUCUUUACAUGAUUUGCUACAACUUACACCAAGAAUUUUUUUAAGUUGUGUAAUUUUGUUUUGUUUACAUGUUUAAUAACGAACAAUUAAAAACUUGUACGUGUGGCUUGUUCAGUUUGUAUCUUCAGGUUCUACUUUACAGUCUUUUUUAUUUGAGAUCUCAACACUGUUGGUAUUUGUAAAGUUCUGGAUGGAAACCAUUAUUGGUUUCUCCUCUUCCUUUCCUCCCCUUCAUGUAAGGUAUAUUUGCAGAAGGCUUUUGGAUCACUUCUGGUUUUAAGAGAAGUGAUUGAGAUUUUUUUUCUUUUUGUUCGGAAUUAAAGAAAAACCUGUAUAUUUUUGUGUUGAUUAUGAAUUAAAGUACAACUGUUUCUUGUUCA